Molecule: messenger RNA, 2045 nt
Organism: Stereum hirsutum FP-91666 SS1
Lineage: Eukaryota; Fungi; Basidiomycota; Agaricomycetes; Russulales; Stereaceae
Exons: 3
Coding region: 1-1743 (580 amino acids)
Molecular function (GO): protein binding
Source: RefSeq, a predicted model, not a curated record
AUGGCCUUUACAAAAACUCGAACCUCGCACACUCUUCCUGACGGGCUUUCCGUAGAGCUCAAAACGAAAUACAAAAAACAUUAUGAGCAGCCCCACACCUUCAUACUCGAGCACACAGUUCUACUCUCGUCGAAGCCAACGAAAUAUAUAGCAUCUGCUGCCAGCCUUAUCAUCGACAAAGACAGUCUUGCUCGUCAAGGUAACUGGCACGGUGCCAUGGACAUCCACAGCCAGGAGACCGAGACCUUCUCAUAUGCUCUCUUUGACUCAUCCGCCAAGUUGCGAUUGGAAUGGAUCGACUCGGAAGCUAAGAAGGGUACGGGUAUUUGGGGCCACGAGUUGGAUGAAGGUGCCAUUAUUUUUAUCGAGACUAUCGAGGUUCACAAGGAAUACCGGAAGAGGGGACUCUGCUCAUGGCUCAUACAGCAAGUUCUCAGUUCCGAACACGUCACAGCCUGUCAAUUCGCAUACGCAUGGCCUACACCACUCUACCCAUCCCGUCUCUCCAAGACCGAUCUCGCGGACAUUGAGGGCGCAGUACUGAAGGUGUUUGCAAACGCGGGCUUUAGGCGGGUGGGAAGGUCUAAUUUUGUCUGCUACGCGAUCGCAGAUGCCAAUCAUCCCUCCCGUCACCUUUCCGCAUCUCAAGAUGCCAAACCAAUUGACCUUCCUCUCGCCGAGCAAGUGAAGAAUGACGACGGAGAACCACCAGUUGUCAGGGAUAUUCGUGCCUUCGACACUGUGGCGCAAAUCGAGGCCCAGUACCCACUCCAUGCAGCGCUUCUCGUCGACAGCAGUGAGGUGAUCAUCCGCCUUAUACGUGCUCAUCACACAGCAGAUCCAUCCUCUAUCUUCGUCAGAGGCCCAGAUGGCGCCACGCUCCUUCACAUGGCCACCUCGGCGGGUCGCCCUGCCGUCGUAUCGCUGCUACUGUCCCUUGGUGCUCGUGACGAUGUGCACAAGAAGGAUGGAGAAGGAAGAACGCCUUUGGAACGCAUCGACGACGCAAUGACGAAGGCACGAGAGUUCGCCAAGUUCAAUCAUAGACCAUUCAAAGGCCACGAGACUUAUAAGUGCCGUUGUAAGGCACUCAUCAUGGAGGCUAUGGGUCUACCACCUCCUUCGCUCGAGAUGAUAAAGUGGGGAUGUACUUGCGGACAGUGCCAAGGAGGCUGGCUGAGUCCGCGCAUGAAGUUUCGUCUCGAAACCUGCGCUGAAGUAUCGUCAGACAAGAUACUCGACUCAGUGGAUCUUUCUGGUUCUCUGGUUCACCCCAAACCUCUCGAAAGUGUUGACACGGUUUAUCUUAUCGACGUCAUUCCUCGCUCCGUUCGCGCUCAACCUAUCUACCCGUCCUUCAUUAAAGGAUAUUCGGCCUGUUACAGUGCCGUUUCUGCCGUCCUUCGUGGCGGUAGCAUUCCGACAGUUCAAACCGUCUCGCAGGAGUUAACAUCUCUCGACUACGAUACGCGUUACACGAAUCAUUAUUUGCAGAAGGGAGGAAAAAUCGAGUUUGUCUUGAAUGGCGUUGCAUAUCGCUCAUGGGAGGAGGGACACGCGGGAGACGAUACCUUCGACGACGACAUGGAGGGCAUGCCCACAUGCGAGAACGACGACGCUUACGAUAUUGUUCGCAUCAACAUGGGCCUUGGACCCGAGUUCAACGGACCUACCCAUGACCCUGACUCUGAUAAAGAAGUGGCUCGAAACGAGGAAAUAGAUUCGGAAGACUCUGUCGACUAAUGAACAGGAGAAUAGCUGAAGGACAUGUUCGAGCGCUGUGUAUGGACUUCUAGGAGUCGAGUUACUUGACAUCGUGGCGUAUUUGUGGGAUCGGUUCUGAUUUCGUCGUCUCGCUUUGUCUGUGUCAUAUGAGUUCCCUAUGUGUUGGUUUUUCUACUCGAUGACGCUCCCUCUCAUCACCUAUUCGGCUUGUUGCAUACUUGCAACCAAAAACGCAAUUGUUGCACUGGCAUCCAAGUGCAUGGGCACUUUGUAAGUAUGUAAUUGAUCCGAAACAUGCUCAUCCAUUUAUCGACUUGUCU